AUGGAGUUGCGGAUACCUCCCAGGUUGGAGUCCAGAGCUACAGAUGAAUUCAUGCCAGCUCCCAGAGUUGUGGAGAUUAGCUCGUCGCAGAAAAAUCACGAGGAACUUGUGACCUCCACACUACCUUAUCACAUCGCGCGUCAUCGUAAAAUCGCGGACGGCUGUUUUGCUCAUGCUCGCAGCAAGGAACAUGGAUUGAAACACAUUGAUCUGCGCAAGGGCUUGCUGGCCCUGUUCUGGAUACUUGUCUUCCUUUUGGUCAUGAGUAUAUUAGUCAGUAUGAUCACCGAUCUCAUCACUAGCUACGUCGCAAUGCCAGUGGCCACCCAAAUCAAAGCGGAACAGGAGGUAUUGCACUUUCCAGACCUCUCUGUGUGUACCAAAGUUCCAUUCUACUUGAGUGAUGAAACAAGUUCGGUAAACAAUGAAACACUGGAUGUGAACCUGCAGGAGAUGCGGAACUCAAUCGUGAAGAGAAUGAAAGAUGCGUCGAUAAAGAUAACCGAGGCUGGAAUACAGGGCGCUUUCUUGAUACAAAUGGCCACAAAACAAGAUGACACAAUGCUGCGGGCUUAUCAACACCUGAUCUAUUGUCAGUAUCAAGACAAACCGUGUUCAUUUUACAACUUCACGGAAAUCGCCCAUCUUCGAUAUGUUCAGUGUUUCACCUUCUCUCCAUCAGAGAGAGAUAUUAGCGCCGGAAGAGGAUUGCAAUUCAUAUAUUACAGACAUCGGGAUGGACGCAAGCCUUUCGUAAUGCUCAAUGACUUGGAAGAUCCAUCCUUCACUGAUCCGGCCAACGAUGGCAUUCACAUUAUUAUUCACAAUCCAUCCACUUUUCCAACCUAUGCGAUCCAUAAUAUGCCGACUAGUUUCUCCUUGCGAUUCGGACAGCAAGCCACAGUCGAAGUUUCCAAACUGCGCUACCAGUCUGACCGGAGUGGACAAAAGCCGUGUGCUUUGGAGAGGGAACCAUACAAGUACACAAACUUUCGCGGCGGUGCUAACUACCUGGAAUAUGGAUACACCUAUGAAGACUGUAUUGCGAACAGGAAACAACAGCUGAUUUAUGACAAGUGCAAGUGCUUUUCUGACAAUCUCUUUGUCCCUUUCGUGAGUGCUGACAAUAUGAAAAAGGAGACUGGGAGUUUACCGAACACGUUCUCUACAGAAUUUUGCAGGGAUAUUCGUCAAAAGACUUCGCAACGUCUGAGGGAAGAGUUUCUGUGCUAUGAUCAGUACGAGAAUAUGCCAACAACCUCGGUCUUAGAUCAGUUCAUAGGUAUGAAUAAGUUGUUCGAAACAGAAAAGGAUCUGGACAAGCGGAAGGCGGAACGCUACAGCAUUUGCGCAUUGCUUUGCGAGAAGGACAUAUACUCUACACGAACUUUCGAGAUUCAUGAUUUGGAUGAGGACUUGUCCUUUACACCCAGCUUACUGAACACCUACAUGGAGCAACUUUCGGCUAGUCAACUGGACCAACCUUAUUUGCGAGAGAUGUGGUCUGGGCUGUUCAACAACUCCGAUGAUGAUCGACCUGUGUUUAUGGAACACUUGAAACCAAAUGAUCUAAUCAUCGUAGAUGUACGUAUUUCUGCAGAACGGAUUGACGUGUGGGAGGAGGAAAUUACGGACACACUCUUUAACUUCAUCAGUAAUCUUGGCGGCACGCUCGGUCUAUGUGCCGGCAUCAGUUUUCUGAGCUGCCUGUUUUUGGUAAUCUUUUUUGGACGCGCAUUUUUCCAUGCCCUUAUGAGUUUUAUUCUAUGGUUUUGGUGGGCAGUCUAUUUGGGAAAACCACCCCCAACGCCCAUACAGAAGAUCAAAAGUGCCCUGAUUGCAAAGUUGCCCAGCGAUCAAAAUAUUUCGAGGCAGAGCAUUCCCCUUAAGUCUUUCGACGCCGGUGUAUCACCAAGUCGGCUAUUUCGCACCAAUCUGUCGGAGAAAGCACAUAGUUCGCCAGAACUCACAGAUUCUGGCGAGGAUGAGCACCUUACAGACACCAGCGAGGAGAUCAGCGAAGAGGUGUCCGAGAUAGAUAAUAUUCAAGCGGCCAGUACUCUUACCAGGUCAAGCACCUCUGAAUCAAGUGCAACUAACAAUUCCGAAGAUCGCCCGUCGGAACAUUCGAAUGCCAGGUCGCAUUCUACGGCUCCAUCGAGGACGACUGAUCAACAGGAAAGGCACCAAGCACCAGUGGACAUGCGUGAAAUGGAUGAAACUGCGGAUAAAAUAGCAGAAAAAGUGACUGUUUUUCCCCGACACUCCUUGAAUCGCGGCUCUCUGGUCAUCCGCCAUAGAGAUUCUUCACGCAGUGACGAGGAAUCACUCAAACAAGCAAGACUGCUCACAGCCAAAUUUCCUACGAGACGUGCACCAGCUGAUUUACUGAGUGACAGGACUGACGAACCACUUGAGCUGAUCGAAACCCCAGAUGGGAUGGCGGAACAGGUGACUGUGUUUCCCCGACGUUCUCUGAAGCGAGGAUCGCUGAUUGUGCACCACAGAAAAUCUUCACGCAGUGAUGAGGAAUCACUCAAGAAGGCAAGACUGCUGAGAGCCAAAUACCCUACGAGAAGUGCACUAGCUAACUUACUGAGUGACAAAACUGACGAACCACGUGAACUGGAUGGAAUUGUCGAUGAUGUGGAAGAGAAGGUAACUGUUCUUCCAAGACACUCCCUGAGGCGCGGAUCUCUGAUCAUCCACCAUCGGGAUUCUUUACGGAGUGAUGAGUACAAGGCAAAGCUGCGACGGAGAGAGACACCCGCACCCAUACGCCUUCAAUCCGAAGAUUAUUGGGAGGAGGAUUACGAGGGACCCAUCGUCCCGUCAGAAAACGUACAAACGGAGCAACCUGGUACACAAAAUCGGAUCUCGCAAAUGGAUAUGACGCGUUAUGCAAUGAACAGACCAGACAUCCUUCCAAGUAGCCAAACGCGGAUCGCGAGUCAUAGGAGAAAAUCGGACCCGUCGACAGUACACAACGCACCGACAAGAGAACACCAAACGGGUUCCUGUCGUAGGGACGUAUGCACUACCGAGGCUCGGCAACCAGAACGAGUGUAUGGCUCGAGUACAUCGGUUGACGGCGGACCAGGGAUACCCCCAUCUGGAGGAAUAUGGCGGGAGCUUGUUGAGGAUAAGAUGGCGGUUAGAGAACAAAACCUCAUGCCUGUCGUUGAACGGACAGGAGAAGUAUACAUCCAGGGCAAGAUAAUAACUGCUGAACGGCCAAAUACGCGCGUUCUACAGCGUACUCAACGAGCGCGUCCUCAAGAGAUCAGAGCGAAUGGGGAACAGCGUAUCAUGCUCCCGACCGGUCAUAGUGAACAAGCGUAUUCUCAAGAUGCGACCACAAAGGAUGAACAGCUCGUCAUAACAAUCUCCGGACAAAUGCGCCGAUCACUUGGCCAAGAUGAGGGGUUAACCAGAGAACAAGAGACGAUGCCUACUUUUCAACAGUACGUACACGGUGUGGGAAAAACUGCCGAAGCAUUCGCCAAACCUACUUCUCGACGAGCGCUUGUGCAAACUGACGUGGUAAAGCGAGAACAUGAUAUUAGCUUCCCUGGACAGAUAGAGCAGAUGUAUGCUCAGGAAGUGACAAACCUUGAGCGGCCCACUAUGUCAGCAUAUGGACAGGUGGCCGAGAAUCGUAACGUACGACAGUGGACCAACAUGCUUUCUCGUGACAGUGACGAUUUUCCAGCCUAUAUUUAUGAUCCACCACCACCGCCAGUAAUAAGGCAACCCAUGGCCGGAACAAGGGGUCGGCAACUUUACAUCCCAGAAGACAGUCAAUUCCUACUGGAACCUCUGAUCGAUCAAAGACUGGUCUCCAGAUACCUACGAGAACAGUACAACAACCGACCAGAUGAUACCGAUAUUAUAUUGUCGAGUAACACCCCCGUGGGCAAUAAGGAACAACAGAUACAAUGGAGCCUGGAACAAGUGGCACAGACACGUGAUCAAUGGAGUCAAAUGGUUUUCCAUGGAUGUCACAAAUUGCUGGAGCAGCGGACGCCUCUACCACAGCGAAUCCGCCACAUCGUAACGUCAUCGUUGAACUGA
Messenger RNA from Dicrocoelium dendriticum, 4074 nucleotides. The record is from the annotation of a GenBank genome assembly. Lineage: Eukaryota; Metazoa; Platyhelminthes; Trematoda; Plagiorchiida; Dicrocoeliidae.